UCGAAUUGCAUAAUAUUGCCUAAUCUAGAAAUCAAAAUUUUUUUAUCUAUUUUAGAUAACAAAUUCAAACUGAAAAGAAACUUCAAUACAAUUUAAAAUGACAAAUAAAUUCCCGCGUCUUUUGUUCAGCCAAUGAGCGAAGAUUAGUUUCAAAGUUGGAAGGUUGGCAGCACUUGUUAAUCCCCCUUCACUCCCCUGUAGCGACGGCUGUUUAGGCCAUGUUUAGUGUGUCUGUCUGUCUGUCUGGUUUAGGUUGUUAGUCUCCCGGUGUUAAACAAUAUUUUUGUCGUGGUGUUGUAAACUCAAUCCUGGUGUUCUCGUAAAAGGUGCGCGUCGAGAACUGCCUCAUUUUGUGUCGGGCUGAGCGCCAAAAGAACACCGUAAUUAUGGAAAAUCCCGAGGAAGUGUUGCAAGCACUCGAUGAGUUUCAGAAAAUGCGACCAACAGAGAUCCCGCGGGAACUCGAGGAAUAUCUCUGUUGGGUUGCAAAGACCGGCGACCCCGUUUAUCAAUGGUCAUUGGUCAAGGUUCUUUUUCGCGAAAAACUCACUCGAGUUAUGACUGAUUUCUACGAAAGCUGUCCAAGUCUUGAUUUGGCACCAUGCCCAAACGUUGAAACAUUUAAUUAUGACACAAUGAAAAGCAGCCUCCUGGAACGACUCGAUUCAUUUAUAAAUGCACCAUUUACUGUUCAACGAAUUUGUGAACUUCUAACCACAUCGCGAAAAGAAUAUAAUCGAGUGGACAAAUUUAUGCGCGCUAUUGAAAAAAAUAUUCUAGUUAUUUCGGCAAGGGAACCAGGUUCGACAAUAAGAAGAAAUGAAAAUGGUGAUGGUAUGGUUAACGGUUCCAUGGAAGACGAUGCACCAGGUGGUGAGUCACACGACGUUGAAAUGGAUUCCUGGGUUAAAGAUUGUGCCACUUCGACAGUUGGAAUGUCGGCACAAACUAUGGAUGCCGAAACACGAUUGUUGGACGAUGUUACAACCAAUUUUCCUAAAACUUCGCCUGUAGCCAAUGGAGGAAAUCUUCUUUCACAAGAAAAGGCUGAUCAUUCAACAAUUAAUACCUGCGAAUCUGGCUUAAACUUUGUACCAUCAACGUCAGAAUUUUCGGGUCACGGUCUCGAGAGCAGGGAUUCAAUUGGACUUGGUACACAAGGUUUGGGUACAUCGGUUGUACAUGAGACACCAAGCAUCGCCAGGGAGGUUCCUGACGCAAUUAUGAAUGAAGACACCAGCUCACAACCAAGUUUGGAUAUCGAUAGUCCUGAAAGCGAACCUGCUGAUCCUAAUCGAAAACUCCAAACGACCUUUCAGGCAAAAGAUUUCAUUACUCAUGAAAAAUCUCCAGAGCCUUACGAGGACACCAAAGUUGCGGUACAAACUGAUUCCGAUUUAGAAGCGGCCAACGAAAUUCCAUCUGUUGAAAGUAGUUCUGAAUCAUUGGAUGCAUGUGCAAAAUCAGAUAUUAACGAGCGAGGAUCAGUUCUUCCAAAUAUAGAAAAUUUCCUGCACACAAGAUUAGAAAAUUCAGUGAUAACAUCGGAAGGAACAUCAAAUCAAAAAUCCGCGUCUGAAAUUGAGGAAAACACUUCUUCAAAAGAAGAUAAGGAUCUUGUACCGGAAAAUUCGACGUGUCAGGAACAAUCUUCAAAUAGCAAUUCUUCAGAGUCAUUUUCAGAAGACAAUAUUCCGAAGGAUAAAGCGGAAGAAAUUUCUAAAGAAGUUGAGAAUGAAGAAGUUUCCAUGAAUACGGAUCCUGUUCAAGAAAAAGAUGAAGAAGAAGAAGAAAAACCAACAGAACCAAUUGCAGAAACAAAAGAAGAAUCAACAAAUCCAGUAACAGAAACAGAAGAUAAGACAAAUGAUGAAACUCCAAAUAAAGAGAAAUCCGAAAUUAUUAAUGAAGAAGAGAAAAUUGAUGAGUCAACUUCCGAGAAAUGCGAUUCAAAUGAUGAUUCACAAAAUUCGGAAAACAGCAGUUUGACAAUUGAAGAAACAACGGAAGACGAUUCAUCGGAAACAAAAUCCAUUGUACCUGAUCCUAUUCCAAUUGUCGAAGAACCCAAAGAAGAAGAAUUUGUCGUUAAAAGCAGUGACAAUGAAACGUCGAUUGAAGAAAUCGAUUCAAAAACAAUGCCAACUGAAACUGAGGAUUUGCCAAAGAAUGAGCCAACUAUUAUCGAAAAUUUAGAAAAUAAUGAUAAUAUCAUUGCAUCUGAGAAAAAAGAAGAAGAAGAAGAAAAUGUUCCAUGCGAAGAAACAAAGACUGACGUCUCAAUUUCAGAUGAGAAAAAAGAAGUUCCUGAAUCAUCAAUUGCUGAGACUAUUCCUGAAAAAGUGACAAAAUCCGAAGAAUCAAUGGAAGUAGACGGAGAGGGAACAGCAACGACUAAUUUACAAGAUGAACCAAUGGAGGAGGAAACGCAUCAAGUUGCAAGUUAAUAAAUUCUUCAAUUUCGGUUAUGGGAACAAUGAGAAAAAUUAUCAGGUUUCAGAAAAAAUAUGCGCAAACGACUGCUAGAAAUUGUGAUUCUUCUUUGCGAUUUCUAGACGUUUUCUUGUAAAAAGUAAAUACAGGGAUCAAAAACUAUAAUUGUAAUCAACUUUCAAAACAAAGGGAAAAAUAUUUAUAACCCAGUUCGUUUUCUAUGAUCCAUAAUUGACAAACUGAGAAAUAUUUAAUUUUACCAAGAAGAUAAUGUAGAAACACUUCAAAUUGUUUCAAAAUCAAGAUCACUGCCUGUUCCGAAAUAUAAGAUUGACUAGGUAAUUAAAAAUUUACAUCUUUCAUUUUUACGUUUAUCAUUACCGUGCUGACUUGGACAUUAAGGUUUCUUUUUUUUUUUUUUUUUUUGCAUCAAAAAUUUAAAUUCAUUUCACAUUCCUUCAAAAUUGAACCUCAUUUGUCAACAUGUAGAAUAAUAAUGCAUUAAAAUUAUGUUUGUAAUUGAAAAAAAAAAUUUGUAGUGAAAUAUUGACUUUCUUAAAAGCAUUGUGUAACAAGUGCACUUUACUGUUCUUUGUAAAUUUAUUUUUAACAUAUCAAAAUUAAUAAAACUGUCCAAAGAAAUAAAA
Messenger RNA from Leptopilina boulardi, 3080 nucleotides. RefSeq names its product serine/threonine-protein phosphatase 4 regulatory subunit 2-like. The coding region runs from base 387 to 2447 and encodes 686 amino acids. The transcript has 2 exons. Gene Ontology annotation, cellular component: protein phosphatase 4 complex; nucleus; cytoplasm. NCBI's taxonomy places the organism in Eukaryota, Metazoa, Arthropoda, Insecta, Hymenoptera, Figitidae. Gene Ontology annotation, molecular function: protein phosphatase regulator activity. The record is from RefSeq and is a predicted model, not a curated record. Gene Ontology annotation, biological process: protein dephosphorylation.